Molecule: messenger RNA, 541 nt
Organism: Durotheca rogersii
Lineage: Eukaryota; Fungi; Ascomycota; Sordariomycetes; Xylariales; Xylariaceae
Exons: 2
Coding region: 124-459 (111 amino acids)
Source: RefSeq, a predicted model, not a curated record
CUCGAUCAUUCUUAGGUUUACUACUCAAUACACCUCUUACCAACUGAGAUCUUAGAAAAAACGGCAUUCCACCCUCUCUCCUUUUCAUCUUCGCCAGCUAAACUCGGUAGGAGACUAUCCAGGAUGCUCAGCCUUGGCCUGAUGAUGGUGGUCGCACUUACGAUGGGCGUGAUGGAGAUGGCUGUGCCUAUCGUGAUAUCGUUCGCUCGUCAGAGGCAUUGCAAAAAAAAAAAAAGGGAGAUGGGCUGUCAAUACUGUCGAGGCAUGGGUUAUUGGACCUUAACUCUUGGGUCCGAGCUGUCGCCUCUGCCAUUUCCCGCGAGCGUAGAGUUGCCAACUGCAAAUUUACAAAUCGCCUUCGGAACGUGCCAUGAUAACACCUUAAGCUGUGCAACUAGGUUAGGGCGGUGUAAAGACGGCACACUCAGGUUAAAGGUUUACAGCGAGAUGAGAAUAUGAGAAAGGACGGGGAGAUCAGUAGGUUACUUAACGAAGGAUAGGUUCGAUUCCUAACAGCGCUACUUGGUAGUCUUCGCUAUUU